Theobroma cacao (cacao) is the source of this 2072-nucleotide messenger RNA. Its product is annotated as endoglucanase 11-like. Lineage: Eukaryota; Viridiplantae; Streptophyta; Magnoliopsida; Malvales; Malvaceae. Gene Ontology annotation, biological process: carbohydrate metabolic process. Gene Ontology annotation, molecular function: hydrolase activity, hydrolyzing O-glycosyl compounds. The record is from RefSeq and is a predicted model, not a curated record.
GGAGGGAAGGGGAAGAAGGAGAGAAUAAUCUGGCCAAGAAAAUGGAGGAGAAAAGGCAACACAACUCAAGUCUAAGUCAACACAAGUUCCCUCAACAAUGGUGCACUUCUCUUUUGAUCUCUUUCUUGGCCAUUGUACCUUCAAGUCAAGCUUUCGACUAUGGCAAAGCCCUCUCUCAAAGCCUCCUCUACUUUGAAUCCCAACGCUCCGGCCGGUUACCCUACAAUCAAAGAGUCACCUGGCGCCACCAUUCUGGCCUCACCGACGGCCUAGAACAAGGGGUGGACUUGGUGGGAGGGUACUACGACGCCGGAGACAAUGUGAAGUUCGGCCUGCCGAUGGCAUUCACCAUCACAAUGCUGUCAUGGGGUGUCAUCGAAUAUGGAGAUGAAAUCGCGGGAGCCGGAGAGUAUAGUCACGCGCUUGAGGCAAUAAAAUGGGGAACCGAUUAUUUCAUCAAAGCUCACACGCGCCCAAAUGUCUUGUGGGCUGAGGUUGGCGAUGGUGACACUGAUCAUUACUGUUGGCAGCGGCCGGAGGACAUGACAACUUCCCGGCAAGCCUACAAGGUGGAUGAAAACAACCCAGGGUCGGACAUCGCCGGUGAGACGGCGGCGGCAAUGGCGUCAGCCUCCAUUGUGUUUAGGAAAACAAACCCACAUUACUCUCACCUACUGUUGCAACAUGCACAACAGUUGUUUGAGUUUGGAGACAAGUUUAGAGGGAAGUAUGAUGAAAGUAGUGUUAAGGUGGUGAAAGGAUACUAUCCGUCGGUGAGUGGGUUCAAAGAUGAGCUGUUGUGGGCAGCUUUGUGGCUAUACAAGGCCACCAACAAGGAGGAUUAUUUGAGGUAUGCUUUGGAGAUGGCAGAUGAAUUUGGUGGGAUCACUUGGGCAAUUACUGAGUUUAGCUGGGAUGUCAAGUUUGCUGGUCUUCAGAUCAUUGCUUCUAUGUUGCUGAUGGAAGAGAGGCAUAGGACGAUGAAGCACAAGGAUGUAUUGGAACAGUAUCGUUCAAAGGCUGAAUAUUAUAUCUGUGCUUGCCUUAACAAGAACAGCAAUGUGACUGAUAAUGUGGAGCGCACCCCAAGAGGUUUAUUGUACACCCGCCAGUGGAACAACAUGCAAUAUGUGUCCAAUGCAGCAUUCCUUCUCAGUGUCUACUCUGAUCAUCUCCGAGCCUCGAAUCAGCGGCUGAGAUGCGACGUUGGCGAGGUGGGUCCGGAAGAAGUCUUUGCAUUUGCUAAAUCUCAGGUUGAUUACAUCUUGGGAGCUAAUCCUAUGGCCAUGAGCUACUUGGUUGGGUAUGGUUCGAGGUACCCUCAAAGGAUGCACCACAGAGGGGGGUCCAUCGAAUCUUACAGAGAGAACAAGGGCUUUAUUGGGUGCACUCAGGGGUAUGAUGAUUGGUUUCAGAGAGAUGAUCCAAAUCCUAAUGUUGUUGUCGGGGCCCUGGUUGGUGGGCCAGAUAAGAUGGAUCAGUUCAGUGAUGAUAGGAAGAAUUUCAUGCAGACAGAGGCCUGUACCUAUAACACUGCAAGCCUGGUUGGGGUUUUGGCUAAAAUGCAUGGCCUGAAAGAGGACAGAGAUUUUGACAUUCCUUUAGUUGCUUCAAGCUAGGCCAAAAAGUGAGGUUCUUAGUUCUCACAUUCUUAUACAAACAGAAAAAGAAGAACAAAAAGAAGUUUAAACAGAAUGAAAAAGAGAAUUGAUUUAUUUAUCAAGCUGAAUAAAGGUUCCAAUUUCCUCAUUGAAGCACCUUUUUCCAUGUGAAACUAUAUUUGAAAUGUUUGUGCUAAGGCAAAAAUAGACCCCUUUUUUCUUAAUUUGAAGUGAAAGCAUUGAACUUUAUUCAGUCUUAUCACAACCGAAACUUAUAACGGGAAAGACUCGAACCUAAUUGCACAUGCAUCAAUCGUUGAGUCAAAUGCAAAUCAAAUAUAAUGUUGAUUAUCCAUGGAUUUGGAUGUAUCUCGUUAGCUCUGCACCGACCAACAUAGUUUGUCAAUUUUUGUGGCUCAUAUUCAUUGUCAAAAAAGUACCAUAAGUCAACAAAGCCAUUGGAGUGUCUUC